AUGUCCCAGCUCGUCGGCGGCGAUUACGACGAGCAGGAGGAGGCCAUGGCGCCCGACGAGCUGAUGCAGGCCCCCGCUGGCCUCGCGGAGCUCGACGUCUCCCUGGCUGGAGCUGAGUCUGUGGCCAUGAAGCAGUUGGCAAGGAAGCGAAAGGCCGUUGGUGGAGAGGCCGCUGCAGCCGGAGAGGGCGCCGAGGAGGACGUCGAGGCUGGCGACGCCGCGGAGGCCGAGGACGGCGAGGCCGACGAGCGCGACGCGGACCCCGAGUUGUGGUUCUUGUGCGACGGCUGCCAGCGUGCUAUUCCUGGUGGCAAGAGAUACUUCGAAUGCAGUGUCUGCGAGGACUACACGCUUUGUAUGAAGUGUUUCCGUGUUCGGCGUCAUCCGCACAAGUUCGUGCGCAAGAAGAUCCCUGAGCAUUGCGUUCCGCCGGAGGAACUCAAGGGGCAGGAACCGAACCGGGAGGAGACCAAGGAUGCAUUGGACGAGUAUUUCCAGCUGGAUUACGAGGACAUCAUUGGCGGUGACUUGCCAACCCGCUUCAAGUACAGGGCGGUGGAGAAGAAGGAUUACGGCCUGAAGGGCCACGAGAUUCUCACCAAGCCGGACGAGGAGCUCAACCGCAUCAUCCCCCUGAAGAAGCUGCGCACCUACCGCGACGAGGGCCCCCCGGAGCAGUGGCAGAAGACGCAGAAGUUCCAGAGGAGAGAGCGGCCGGACGCCAAGGAGCAGAGAUGUUAUCCCGAGUAG
This is a messenger RNA of Prorocentrum cordatum, 750 nucleotides long. Lineage: Eukaryota; Dinophyceae; Prorocentrales; Prorocentraceae. The record is from the annotation of a GenBank genome assembly.